CGGGAAGCAGAAGAACCUCGAGGAGUCGUUGUCGUCGUGGUCCCUCCGCUGCUGGAUCGUCCGUUGUCUAUCCUGCCAGCUUAGUAUAGUGAUGACGGUCAUGCCCAAUGGCUGAAUUCUUCCCUUCGUUGACCCAAUGCGCCCUUGUGGCAGCAGCAUUCAAGGUCCUCCUUUUCCCAGCAUACAAGUCUACGGAUUUCGAAGUCCACCGCAAUUGGCUUGCUAUCACGCAUUCUCUGCCUGUGCAGGAUUGGUACUAUGAGAAAACUUCAGAAUGGACACUCGAUUAUCCGCCAUUCUUCGCGGGCCUCGAGUGGCUAUUGUCGAAAGUGGCAUUCUUUGUUGACCCUGCAAUGCUGCAAUUGGGAAAUCUCAACUAUGAUUCCUGGCAGACGAUAUACUUCCAGCGGUCAUCCGUUAUUUUCCUAGAGUUGAUGCUGGUUUAUGCAUUAAAUCGAUAUAUCAAGUCCGUGCCUGCUCCCAGCAAGCAUUUGGCCCACGCGGCCAGUCUUUCUAUUCUCCUUUCGCCAGGCUUGUUGAUUAUUGAUCACAUCCACUUUCAGUACAAUGGAUUCCUGUAUGGGAUCUUGAUAUUAUCAAUUGUUCUGGCCCGCAAGCAGUCCACACUCCUUUAUAGCGGAGUCACUUUUGCAAUCUUGCUAUGCCUGAAGCAUAUAUACCUUUACCUCUCCCUGGCAUAUUUUGUGUAUCUCCUUCGAGCAUACUGUCUCGAUCCAAAUUCCGUCUUCCGUCCACGGUUUGGCAACAUCAUCAAGCUAGGGAUUGGAGUUACUAGCGUGUUUGCUGCUGCGUUUGGUCCGUUCGUGUACUGGGGGCAGUUAAACCAGAUCAAGGAGAGGCUAUUUCCGUUCUCAAGAGGGCUAUGCCAUGCGUACUGGGCGCCGAACAUUUGGGCAAUGUAUUCAUUUGUGGAUAGAGUCCUUAUCCCAGUCGCCCCUCGCCUUGGACUUCCUAUAAAAGCGGAUGCACUCACAAGUGUGACGCGAGGUCUCGUUGGUGACACUUCGUUUGCCAUCCUGCCCGAAGUGAAGAAAGAGCACACAUUCGCUUUAACUCUUUUCUUCCAACUGCUCCCACUCCUCAAACUCUGGCUCCAGCCCAACUGGGACAACUUCGUCGGCUCCAUCACCCUCUGCGCCUACGCCGCCUUCCUCUUCGGCUGGCACGUCCACGAAAAGGCCAUCCUUCUCAUCAUCCUGCCCUUCAGCCUCCUAGCCCUCAAAGAUCUUCGCUAUCUCGGCGCCUUCCGCCCGCUCGCCGUAGCAGGGCACGUCUCCCUGUUCCCGCUCCUCUUCACGGCCGCAGAGUUCCCCGUGAAGACGGUGUACACCGUCCUCUGGCUCGUGCUGUUUCUGUUUACGUUUGAGCGGCUGGCUCCCGUGCCGGCGCGGCCGAGGGUGUUCUUGCUGGAUCGGUUUUCGUUGCUGUAUGACACGGUGUCGAUUCCAUUGAUCGUGUACUGCUCGCUGGUGCACGGGUGGCUGUUUGGGGGCAGGAUGGAGUUUCUGCCGUUGAUGUUUACGAGUUCGUAUGCGGCGCUUGGGGUGGUGGGUAGUUGGGUUGGGUUUAUGGUGGUUUACUUUACGUCUUAGGAGCAUUCAUUGUAGUAUCUCGAUCGCCCUUCUUUGUGCAGGCAAAAAGUUGACUGCGGGCCUAUUACCAGGAAGAAAUAAUACACCACGCCAUAUAUGGUAUAAUCUGAAAUCUCAUUCAGCGUCCAGUCCCCAUCGUGAAGUUGGCGACUAUUAAAAAGAUUACUGAAGGGACACAUAUAUAAAAGAGGUAUAUACCGCUCCGAGCUCAUCGUACGCUCGUAUACCUCCAUCCAGAAGCCUAACAUAUGUCUAUCUACCAGGUACUUGCCAUUGCAUAUCUCUAGAUAUAGACAUCCUGGUAAAAAGGGGGCCUCCCUUGAGGAGCUUGUGAAAAGAUGGUAAGGUCAUUGGGCAUGGUAGCUUUGUUUGGAAACACUGCAUAAACAUGAAUUUUUGGAUGUGUAGUAGCUUCUGGUGGUAAUGGAUUCUAAGAAAAAGGCUGCUUUUGCA
Molecule: messenger RNA, 2066 nt
Organism: Coccidioides immitis RS
Lineage: Eukaryota; Fungi; Ascomycota; Eurotiomycetes; Onygenales; Onygenaceae
Product: dolichyl pyrophosphate Glc1Man9GlcNAc2 alpha-1,3-glucosyltransferase
Exons: 6
Coding region: 108-1613 (501 amino acids)
Biological process (GO): protein N-linked glycosylation
Cellular component (GO): endoplasmic reticulum membrane
Molecular function (GO): dolichyl pyrophosphate Glc1Man9GlcNAc2 alpha-1,3-glucosyltransferase activity
Source: RefSeq, a predicted model, not a curated record